AGGGGGUUGUCGUGAGGGCCGGUGGUCCUGUUGUUGUUGUUGUUGUUGGAGGCGGCGGAGGCGGAGGCACCGGGCGAAAUGGGGAGAGAAUCCAGGCAUUACCGGAAACGGUCCGCGUCGCGAGGGCGUUCUGGGAGCCGAUCCAGAAGUCGAUCACCCGCUGAGAAGCGGUCAAAACCUGGAGAUGUCAGAGGUCGUUCACGCAGCAGGGAACGGGAUCGGAGGAGGGAUCGAUCUCGCAGCAGAGACAGGAGAAGAUCACGAUCACGGGAGAGAAAACGACUCAGAAUGCCACAAAGAUCCAGAAUGUCAGUGGUCACAUCAAAACGGUCCAGGAGUCGGGAGCGGAGGAGGUCUCGCAGUCGAGAGAAACGGAGAUCCAACAGUAGGGGCCGAGGCCGCAGAUCCCACUCCCAACCCCGCUCACGCAGCAGGAGCAAGAGCAAGGAGAGACGGUCAAAAUCUAAAGACCGAGUUGAUGUCAGUAAUGAAACUGUCAAAGAGAAGAAAAAGGAGGAAAAAGAUGAUGAGAAAGACGUCAGUAACUUCGAACAAAGCAAAUUGGAGGAAGAAAUGAGGAAACGAAAGGAAAGAGUUGAAAAAUGGAGGGAAGAGCAACGUAAAAAGGCCAUGGAAAAUAUCGGGGAAAUAAAGAGGGAACUUGAAGAGAUGAAACAGGGCAAGAAAUGGAGCCUUGAGGAUGAUGAAGACGAUGAGGAUGAGAUGAUAGAAGGUGAAAGGAAAGAGGAAGGCGAAGAAGACAAUGAAGAGUUGGAUCCAUUGGAUGCUUAUAUGGAAGAUAUUAAGGAGGAAGUGAAGAAAUUUAACAUAGGAAGUGUAAGAGGUGGAAGUGAAAAGAAAACGGGUGCAACAGUUACAAAAGUCAUGACUGUAGUAACCACCAAAAAACCACACUGUGAUUUGGAGAAAAAGAAAGGAGAGUUAAUGGAGAAUGACCAGGACGCGAUGGAGUACUCCUCAGAGGAAGAGGAAGUUGACCUUCAGACGGCACUUACCGGCUAUCAGACAAAGCAAAGGAAGCUCCUGGAGCCAGUGGAUCACGGGAAAAUAGAAUACGAAGCAUUUCGAAAGAAUUUUUAUGUUGAAGUUCCUGAACUUGCUAAGAUGAGCCCAGAGGAGGUGAAUAUCUACAGAUUGGAACUGGAGGGAAUUGUAGUUCGAGGGAAAGGGUGUCCAAAACCUAUUAAAUCCUGGGUGCAGUGUGGCAUCUCCAUGAAGAUAUUAAGUUCGUUGAAGAAGCAAGGGUAUGAGAAGCCAACACCAAUUCAGGUUCAGGCGAUCCCUGCAAUCAUGUCUGGACGCGAUCUGAUUGGAAUUGCCAAAACUGGAAGUGGCAAAACCAUCGCUUUCCUUUUACCCAUGUUCAGACACAUCAUGGAUCAGAGGCCACUCGAGGAAGCAGAAGGUCCAGUCUCUGUCAUCCUGACCCCAACUCGUGAAUUAGCCCUUCAGAUUACCAAAGAAUGCAAGAAAUUCUCGAAAGCAUUGGGAUUGAGAGUAGUGUGCGUUUAUGGUGGAACCGGGAUAAGUGAGCAGAUUGCAGAAUUGAAACGAGGAGCGGAAAUCAUUGUUUGCACUCCAGGUCGCAUGAUCGAUAUGCUGGCCGCCAAUAAUGGUCGUGUGACAAAUCUUCGCAGAGUUACCUAUGUUGUGCUUGAUGAGGCAGACAGAAUGUUUGAUAUGGGUUUUGAGCCUCAGGUAAUGCGAGUAGUUGAAAACAUUCGACCGGAUCGACAAACAGUUAUGUUCUCUGCAACAUUCCCUAGAGCCAUGGAAGCUUUGGCACGUCGCAUCCUGACCAAACCUAUUGAAGUGCAAGUGGGCAGCAGAAGUGUGGUGUGCUCUGAUGUAGAGCAACAUGUGAUUGUCAUAGAAGAAGAAAACAAAUUUCUGAAGUUGCUGGAACUUUUAGGUCAUUACCAAGAAAAGGGCUCUGUGAUCGUGUUUGUGGAUAAACAGGAGCAUGCUGAUGCCUUACUGAAGGAUCUGAUGAGAGCAGCCUACCCCUGCAUGUCACUACACGGAGGUAUUGAUCAAUAUGACCGAGACAGCAUCAUCAAUGAUUUUAAAACAGGAGUGUGUCGGUUGCUUGUGGCCACAUCAGUUGCCUCACGUGGGCUGGAUGUGAAACAGCUGAUUCUUGUUGUCAACUACAGUUCUCCCAAUCACUAUGAAGAUUACGUGCAUCGAGUUGGACGUACUGGAAGAGCUGGUAAUAAGGGUUACGCAUAUACAUUCAUUACUGAGGAACAAGUUCGUUACGCAGGGGAUAUAAUUAAGGCUUUGGAACUGUCAGGAAAUGCUGUUCCACCUGAGCUCGAAAAAUUCUGGAAUGACUUCAAAGAGCAGCAAAAAGCAGAAGGAAAAACUAUCAAAAAGAGCAGCGGCUUCUCAGGGAAAGGCUUCAAGUUCGAUGAGACGGAGCAGGUUCUGGCAAAUGAAAGAAAGAAACUGCAGAAAGCUGCCUUGGGUCUCCAGGAUUCUGAUGAUGAAGACACUGCACUUGAUAUUGACGAACAAAUUGAGAGCAUGUUUAAUUCCAAGAAGAGAGUGAAGGAUAUGGCAAUGCCGGGAGCUGCUCAUGUUCCGGUGCCAUCUGCUGGGAACGCAGAGAAACUGGAGAUCGCCAAGAGACUGGCAUUGAAGAUCAAUGCCCAGAAGAACCUCGGUGCAGAAGCACAGGAUGUAAUGCAGCAGGCUACCAAUGCCAUCAUGAGAGGACGCACGCUACAGGCUCCCACCGUCUCCGCAAAGACGAUUGCAGAACAGAAAGCAGAGAAGAUCAAUGCCAAACUCAACUACGUGCCAGCAGAGAAGCAAGAAGACGACAAACAGGAAAGCGCACAAACAGAAUCAUUCAAACGAUAUGAAGAAGAACUUGAGAUCAAUGAUUUCCCACAGACAGCCAGGUGGAAAGUCACCUCCAAGGAGGCUCUGCAGAGGAUCAGUGAAUAUUCAGAAGCGGCCAUCACUAUCCGAGGCACCUACUUCCCUCCGGGAAAAGAGCCCAAAGAAGGCGAGCGGAAAAUCUACCUUGCUAUUGAAAGUGCGAGUGAGCUGGCAGUUCAGAAAGCUAAGGCUGAGAUUACAAGACUUAUUAAAGAAGAACUCAUUCGACUGCAAAACUCUUACCAGCCAACCAACCGAGGACGCUACAAGGUUUUGUAGGAGCACAAUGGAACAUUAUGAGUGUAUAAUAUGUCUACAGUUUGAUUUUAAUGGUACUCCAUUGUGGGUGUAAUUGGCUUUUUAUUUUAUUUUAUUUUCUCUUCUCCCUAUAAUGUUUAAAUCAUAAUUGUAUUGGAAAAUAUUUUUUAGCCAUUCUACAGAAUCUAUCCUGUGGUAUAAUAGAAACUGUCCUACAGUAUUAUAGGUGAGUUUUUGUUGACGUGACGGGGCUUUUGUUGAUUGUACGUCUGCAGAAAUGAUUCCCAUUUUUGAAGUGUAAAAACAUUGCCUUUUGUAUGCUGUGAUCCAGAGACACCAGGAAGGUCAAAUAAAAUAAAUGUUAUCUUUAUUUUAA
Messenger RNA from Callorhinchus milii (elephant shark), 3544 nucleotides. It is a transcript of the gene ddx46, whose product is annotated as DEAD (Asp-Glu-Ala-Asp) box polypeptide 46. NCBI's taxonomy places the organism in Eukaryota, Metazoa, Chordata, Chondrichthyes, Chimaeriformes, Callorhinchidae. The coding region runs from base 79 to 3189 and encodes 1036 amino acids. The record is from RefSeq and is a predicted model, not a curated record. The transcript has 24 exons. Gene Ontology annotation, molecular function: ATP binding; nucleic acid binding; RNA helicase activity.